This is a messenger RNA of Oryza brachyantha (malo sina), 1130 nucleotides long. RefSeq names its product GATA transcription factor 23-like. The transcript is spliced from 3 exons. Bases 136 to 561 code for a protein of 141 amino acids. Gene Ontology annotation, molecular function: zinc ion binding; sequence-specific DNA binding. Gene Ontology annotation, biological process: regulation of DNA-templated transcription. The record is from RefSeq and is a predicted model, not a curated record. NCBI's taxonomy places the organism in Eukaryota, Viridiplantae, Streptophyta, Magnoliopsida, Poales, Poaceae.
UUCCCCACACUUGCUGCUACUCCGUCCAUCUUCUCUUCUCUUCUCUUCUUCUACCUAUCGCUUCAAGAAACGGAGCCAAGCUUGCCUCCACGGCACCACCGUCGAGAUCGCCGGUGCUGCUCCGCCGAUCGAUCGAUGGGCUCCUCCGAGCAGAAGGUGAUCGGGAUCGCGGCGGCGGCGGAGGAGGAAGGGCGGCGGUGCUGCGUCGAGUGCCGAGCCACCACCACGCCCAUGUGGCGCGGCGGCCCCACCGGACCCAGGUCGCUUUGCAACGCGUGCGGGAUCCGGUACAGGAAGAAGAGGAGACAAGAGCUAGGCCUAGACAACAAACAGCAGCAGCAGCCUCAACCUCAACCUCAACAACAACAAGAACAUCAUCAUCAUCAAGAAGAUCACAGUGAUGCAGCAAGUUCAGUAAAAGACAGCAGUAGCAGCAGUAGCAACAAAAGCAGCAGCCUCCAAGUGGUGAAGAAAAGGAGGGUCCUGAUGGGAGUGGAGGAGGCUGCAAUCUUGCUCAUGGCCUUGUCCUCCUCAUCUACACCCACACUGCUACAUGGCUAAGAACCUCACACCAUUGGUGCACAUUGUACAUAUACAUGAUACAGCACAGCACAACACAACACACAAACAACAGACCACCCAAUGAUUUCAAACCAGUGAUAUAACUGUCUUGGAUUAUCAUCAGGAUGAGAUAGGAGGGGGAGGCCAUUUUCAUUUCCAGGAUGAUGUUGAUGUCAGGUGGGGGACUGGAUUUGGUACUUGGAUCCAUCCUGCCUCUUGUGCAGAUCUCUAAACUUGUCGUGUCACUUCGAAUCCGAUAGUGAAGGUGGCCAUGCCAUAAGGAAAUGUUUGUGGUAGAAGAGGGUAAGAAGCUGGUCCUGUCUUUUGCUGAUCAUGGAAGGCUGCUUGUAAUUAGUUAGAGGUCAUUUUACACCUCUCAUGUGCCCCCCCCCCCCCCUUUCUGUUGAUAUGUUUUUAUGUUCUUUUCAGCUUAAGAAGGAUGGUGACCAAAAGAAAACAUCACCCUUCUUGGCUUUUGUGUGCAAUAGAAUCAAGUGAAUAAAAAUGAUUUAUUCGUUUUAUUUCAGUCAUUGCAGCAAAGUAGAUUUUUCUGCUAUCCUCUCUUGGGA